AUGGACAACUCUGGCAUGCUCCGUGGACUGCUCUGCCUUGGCCUCGUGGCCGUCCUCUGUCACGGACAGACGUCGCAAGAAGUUUCCUCUGAAGACUUUGGAGUAGACCGAAGCGACGUGGGAGCAGAGAGAGAUUUUAUCGAGGCGAUGGAGCGCAUUCUAGGGAAGAUGCACGACCGCGUCUCGCCCCCAGAGAAGAGAGGCAUCCAAAUGUGCGGGAUGGGCGACAGGUGUGCCAUGAAAUUCGGUCCCCGCAUUGGGAAACUUUGUGACUGCGGCAGAGGGGCCAACUGCAACUCCUACCUCCUCAAGUGCAUCUGA
Molecule: messenger RNA, 321 nt
Organism: Gadus chalcogrammus (walleye pollock)
Lineage: Eukaryota; Metazoa; Chordata; Actinopteri; Gadiformes; Gadidae
Gene: cartl
Product: cocaine- and amphetamine-regulated transcript-like
Exons: 3
Coding region: 1-321 (106 amino acids)
Biological process (GO): negative regulation of appetite; cellular response to starvation; positive regulation of MAPK cascade
Molecular function (GO): neuropeptide hormone activity
Source: RefSeq, a predicted model, not a curated record